Molecule: messenger RNA, 354 nt
Organism: Verticillium alfalfae VaMs.102
Lineage: Eukaryota; Fungi; Ascomycota; Sordariomycetes; Glomerellales; Plectosphaerellaceae
Exons: 4
Coding region: 1-354 (117 amino acids)
Source: RefSeq, a predicted model, not a curated record
AUGCAUUACGUUUACUCCACCUUGGCGGUUGCUCUUAUGCUUGCCGGCGGCGCUCUGGCCGACUUGCACAACGUCGCUGUCUGCGUGACGAACCGCAAGUCUGCUCCCAUCGGCGGCACAGGUUGGAGCGUCAGCUACAACUGGGCCAAGAACUACGAGAUACUUCCUGAGGCGACGCGUUGCGCGUGCAACCUCUAUCGCCAGCGCAACACUGGAAAUAAGCAGUGGGAUAAGUGCCCCGAUUGCACUUUCGAUGGCCUUGGCUGCAACUCUGCUGGUUGGCACAUCGGUGGCGACGAGAUGAACUAUUACUGUUCCAAGAAGUGUGGCGCUCAGGGCUCUGAAGCCAACUAG